AGGAUUCGUCGCGGCAUGCGCGAUUUGGUCUUUGGUGAACCUGGGAGCAUCGGCCUAGACUUUGAGGAACCAACUGAGACCGGCAACACGUGGAGGUUGCGCGCAACUCAUCCACCAGCUUCUGCACUGAAAAUGCAGGAAGGCAGUGAGUUGGUGGCCAUCAACCGGGUGCGCGUGACUGAACGCACGCCUCGAAGCGAGGUGGCUCGACGCAUCUCUUCGAGGCCGGUCUCAUUGACGUUCCGCUUGCCCAAGAGCAAUAAGGAAGUGCCCAAUUCAGAGAUUUUCCCAAUGGUAGUGUCCGAAAUCGUGGUGAGCGAACUGCGGGAAGGGCUGUUACCCCUGAAGACGGCCCAGCCGCCCCUAAGCACCGCCUUGCAGAAACACCAGGAGGUGAAGGCUCGGAAGGAACCGCAGCAUCUGCACCAGGCCGCACGGAUCCUAAACUCCGUGCAGUGCUGGGGUACCAUGCCGGGCUCCACCGUGCCUGCUUGGGUAGAAGACCUUCGAGUCGACAGCCCCCUGGGCAAACAAUGGGCAAAGACUGCCUCGUUGGACCUGUUUGCGCGGGAGCCAGGACUUCUGUUUCGCGUCCUGAUGUUCUGUGGAGAGGCGUCAACUCUGUGCUUUGCUGGACGGAGCUGUUCAACUUGGCAAAAGUUGCUGUUGGACACUGCGCAACGUUCUUCGCGACAGCUGUGGAGCUGGGUCCUGAGACAUGGACAAAGCAUCUCGUCUCCACAACGUCCGAACUUCUGGCACUGGUGCUGCCGAUCGGGAGAGGCCUUCUUGGCAGGACUCCAGCGCGCGGCGAGCGUGCAGGAAGAAGCUGACAGCCCUGAGGAGUCUUUGUUGGAAGCGGCAGCCAGGUGCGACGCCUCCGGCAGCCUCUCGCGCUUGUCCAGCGGCCUAGGGGGUGCUGCACCUAGCCUGGAGGUGGCGACCGGAUCCAUGCAGAAGUUGGCAAAGGCCCUGGGUUUGCAGAGGCUUCCAAGCAAAGUCCUGGACGGAUUGCUACAGGAUCCGUGGCACUGCCAAAGGUUGUGGUUGCUGUCGGAUGCUGCAUUGCCUUGGCUGGUGAUGCAAUGUCGCUACUUUCAGGUCGUCAUUGCAGCGCAUUUGCCUAACCUGUUCCGCCACAUGAUGGGCGAAGGCUUGGCUCCUGAGCUCUUCUACUGCCGCUGGAUACAAGGCCUCUUUCAAGGCUGUCUCAGCGUAGAGUUGCAGCUGCGGAUCAUGGAUCACUUCAUCUUCGAAAGGUCCCUCAAGAUCUUUGUCAAGCUGGCCGUAGCCAUCUUCACUUCACUGGAGAAGAGGUUGAUUGGUCAGGACAUCGAGAAGAUGAUGGAUCUGAUCUUUGAUCCCAAGGUUUGGGAGAUUGAUGAUGAGCAGCUGAUGAAGGAAACCGUAGGGGUGAAGGUCACUCGAUCCAUGCUCAAAGAGAUUCAAUGACGCAGAAAAAA
Molecule: messenger RNA, 1463 nt
Organism: Cladocopium goreaui
Lineage: Eukaryota; Dinophyceae; Suessiales; Symbiodiniaceae
Source: the annotation of a GenBank genome assembly